CGUAAACAUGCUUAAUCUUUGGAAGAGAGCUAAUUGAAGGAUCCAUUGUUUCCAAACUAGAGGGUUUGCCUUGAAUGAAUCCAAGCGUCUCAGAACUGUCAGACAAAGAAUUAGUUAUACCCAUAAAGAUCUAACUAACACUAGCAAUUUCCGAGAUAAUUAUUUUGACAAAGAGCUAAAGUUCAGACAAGAGUCUCUGAAAACAACCAAAACACUUACACAAGAUGAUCCUGAGACCCUUACCUUCUCUGAAUCAAUGAGAAAGCGGAAAGCAGCCAGGAGUCAUACCUAUUUCAGACCAGUUGAUGAAAUCGUAGUUGAGAGUAAUAAAAACCUGAGGAAAGCAAUGUCAACAAUUAUUGAUGAGGUCGAACGCCAAAACACAAAGACCCUCAAAUCUAAAAUCUUCUUGCUAGACCAUACAGCUGAAGUUCUUGAGAAUUUUAGAAGAGUUCAGGAGUACAAAAUUUGGAAGCAUGAACUUCAUUAUCAAAGGGAGCGUUUAGUGGCUCUCAAGAAAGAAUCCUUAAAGUAUGAGAAUCUAAUUGAUAACUAUGAAGCCCUGUAUGGCACAAGAGGUUACCUAGAAGACACAGCUAAUGAACAAGAUCACUACAAGCAUCAAUUAAAGGACUUUGUAGAUAACAGAAGGCUCUAUCACCAAGAAAAACUCAAAUAUGAAAUCCUUGAUGGAGAGAAAAUUAAAUUAAUGCAAGCAGGCCGAGAUCCUGAUGAAGCCAAGAUUGAGGAAAAAGAGCAGGAGUUAUUCCCAAAAUAUGAAGAGGACCGACAGAAAUAUGAAGAAUACAAGAAAUCCCUUACAUCAGAGCCAACUCCUUAUCAAAAUUUUGAGAAAAAGACAAAAGAGUUGAAGAAUUUGAGAAUAAAGUCAUUUUUAAAAGACAGAAAGCAUAAUAGAGUUUUACAAAAAUAUUUAGAAUCCAGAGAAGAAAGUGAUGGCGAGCAGAUGCUCAUAGAAGACGAUAAUGGUGAUGAAAUAAUGGAAAUAGAGCAUGAAGAAAAUCCUCUAGGAUAUCAUUUCAAUGGCUUACCUUCUGAAAGUCACCGACAGAGACUUGCUAGAGAAAUCGAGGAAUACAAAACAUCUCUUGUCGAGCAAUACAGAGAGUUAGAUAUUCAUAGAAAAGUUAAGAAAGGGAAGAAAGCAGAGCUCAAAGAACUUACUCUUCAUGAAAACUUGAACUACAUGAAGCACAAUGCUAGGCAUGUCCGUCAAGCAUUUAGAAUUUUCAAACUUGGAGAAUCAAUUUCAGAGAUGCCAGAAUUUGCCUCUGCUAUUAUUCACAGGAUUUCUAAAUCUGAAGAUGUUAUAGUGAACAAAGAGCAAAGAGAUUUAAUGGUUGUACAAGCUGAAUAUAAGACCAUGCUAAAGCUUAUCAAUAGGAAGGCAUCUUCAUUGGACGAUAAGAAUUUGGUUGAUAAUAUUUAUGCUCUUGGAAAAAUUCAUAAAUCUUCUAGAAAACCCAUCAAUCUUCCUAAGUGGCUUGAAAAUUAUACAGAGGAAGUUGCUCUUAGAUGUCCCAAGCUCAACCAUCAUCAUAUAGCAUUUCUAUCGAAAGGAUUAAGAAACCUAAAAUGGAGAAACGUGCCAGGAGAAAAGAAAAUCAGAGAAGCCAUGAAGCUAAGAGUCCAAGAAAUUGCUCCUGAAAUGGAUGCUUACUCUAUCUCUAAAUUUAUGUCAUACCUUCUUACAAUGAAUGAUAUUGACACAGAAGUUAUUUCAGUUGUCCAAGAUCGACUGAUUCAGCUUGCUCAAGAUGGUAGGCUAGAUGACCUUGAAACCUGGGAUUUCAAAGAUAUUCUAGAAUUAAAUUCACUCCUUUGUCAAGAGAAAAAUCAUUUUAUUGAAAGAAUUUGUGAUCAGAGUGAAGAAAUUUUGAAUAACCCAAGGCCUUUAAGUGAUCUAGAGUUAAGAUCACAAGUAGUGAUGAAUGCUUUAGCUCCAUAUAUUUUGCAUAAAAUAUCCGCCCUAGAAGAUGUUUCCUUACCUUUUAAAGUAAAUGAUCUAGCUGAAAUUCUUUAUUGAUACUCUAAUGCUCGACAGUUCUCCCAGAAUGACAUAUUCGAGUUAAUGAGUGACAAAAUUGCAAACUCAGUGAUCCUCAGAGAAGAUUAUGUGUUUCCUGAUGUCAUGAAAACUUGUUGGGCCGUGUCGAAAUUCUACACAAGCAAUGAGAUUGUGAAUUACAAUGCUGAUGUGUCCUCCAUUAUUUAUCCAAGACAUGAAUAUGCAAAAGUUAAGUCUAUUAAGCAUAGAAACUUCGACAAGCUCAUUAAAAUGGCUUUAGAAAAUAAGGAGGAAAUUCAGGCUCAGUACUUGCCUAUGACUCUUUAUGCUUUGGCUAAUGUUGGGUUUACAGACAAAGAGUUCUUUGAUGGAGCAAUCCUAUCUUUAAUUCCAUUUGCUCAUAAUUUAGUAACACCUGAAGACAUUGGAUACAUUAUGCAAGCGAUGGCAAUGAGUGGACUUACAGAAUACAAUAAAUUCUUUGAGGAUACUUUGAGCACUACAUUCUCUAAAAUUCUCAGUUCAAAAGAUAUUAAGCAAGAGCUAUCUAUCGGCCAGAUUUUCUGAAGUAUGGCAUUCCUAAAUGUGAAUCAUGAAAAUAUUGAGAACUUUGAUUACAACAUUGGAAACUUAAUAAAUCUACUUCCUUCUCAGAUUUCUGAAGACCAUGUGUUUAUGAUCCCACCAAUGUUAUGGGGACUUGUGUAUAUGAAAUAUUACGAUGAAGAUUUGUUUACAAAAUCAAUGGAGAUUCUUAAUAACUCAAAGCAAUCCAUCUUGAAGUCUGAUACUAUUCUUCUCAAUCAAGUUUUUAAUGAGCUUCGAUCUGCAGGAUUACUCAAAAGAAGAGAUUUUUCUGAACUUCAGCAGCUCUGCAGAGAACAAUCUCUAAAGUACGAUGAUGAACUAUAUAAAAAGAGAAGAAAAGAAAUUAUCUCUUACAAAGGAAGAGACAUUGAGCAGGCUAUUACUGAUGCUCAUAUUAGAGCAGAUCUUCCAUUGCCAGAAUUUCAUGUCCCUCAUUACGACCUGGGCUACACUUCAUUCCUUGAAUAUGGAGACAAACUCGUUUUCUUGGUAGAUCCCAUGAUCAAAAACAAUGACAACCAGUUAAACGGAUACCAAAAAGGAAAGUUACAGCAGAUCUCAGAGUACUGCUACCAGAACAAGAAACAACUAGUAAUAAAGGAUGUUGAAGAAAUCGUGGCCGCAAUUAGAAGCCAGAAGCCCAAAGAAGACUCAGAUAAAGGCAUUGAAAGUGUCUUGUUUGAACUCUAUGCAAACUAAUUCAAUAACUCCCUCUACCAGU
Molecule: messenger RNA, 3338 nt
Organism: Moneuplotes crassus
Lineage: Eukaryota; Ciliophora; Spirotrichea; Euplotida; Euplotidae
Source: the annotation of a GenBank genome assembly